AUUCCCAUAACCAUAUUCGAAUGUUCCUGAACGCAGCCACUAAUAAUGUCAUGUGUCAAUGUCAAUGAAUGUCAUGUCACAAGUUUUGAGUAGUCUUUGACUCUUUUGAGUUGAGAAUACCCGUUACAUUGAUUUUGUUUCCACUGUGUAAACUGUGUUGUGUGUCUUUGUUUUUUGUUUGUUUGGAAUACUUUUAUCCAAUUCGUAAUGGAUGACAACUUAAUUGACGAACAAGAUAAUUCAGAUCAAGAAUCCUGUGUUGAUAACGCAAGCACCCCACCUAAAAAGCGAAAAGUUGUUACGAGGAAAAAAAGGUCACAGAAGUACACACAAUCUUGGGAAAAUGAAUUUUCUUGGCUGAGGAAAGACCCAGAAAAUAAUACAAAUGCAAAAUGCAUAAUUUGUGGUGUAAUUUUUUCUAUUUCAUCAGCUGGAGUUGGACACAUAAAACAGCAUCAAGAUACAAAACAACAUAAAGCCAAAACUGAAUUAAAAAGGACAUCAGGAGUCCUACAAAAGUUUUUGACUCCACCUUCAACUUCAAAACCAGUAUCUGAAAAUGAUAAUGUUACAGCUGCUGAAUUAGCUUUAACAUUCCAUACAGUUAAACAUAAUUUGUCGUAUAAUAGCAUGGAUUGUUCCGUUAAACUAGAUAAAAUAAUAUAUAGUGACUCGAAAACCGCUACUAACAUCAAAUUAGCCAGGACUAAAAUGGAAGCUCUGGUUACAGAAGUACUUGGACCUCAUGCUCUUGAAAGUGUAGUUAAUGAUUUAAAAGAUGAAAAUAUGUAUUUCUGUCUGCAAACUGAUGCAUCUAAUAAAAAAAACAUCAAAUUAUUCCCUUUAGUAGUUCAAUAUUUCACUGUGGAAAAGGGAAUACAAAACAAACUUUUAGAUUUUUAUGAAAAUGCUAAUGAGAGUGCUGAUGGCAUGUUUGCUGCUAUAAAAAAAUCUAUGGAUAUGUAUAAUAUCCCUUUUAAUCGAGUAUCUGGCCUUAGUGCAGAUAACACAAAUUCAAAUUUUGGUGUGCAUCACUCAUUAUACACUAACAUGGCAGAUGUAGUACCUGAUAUUGUUAAGGGUAAUUGUCAUGCACAUAUUGUGCACAACUGUGUGAAACAUGGAAUGGGUUUUCUAACUUAUGAUGUUGAAAAUGUUAUAUUAAAAAUAUAUAGCCAUUUUUCUGUGUCAGCUUGUAGGAGAGAACAAUUGAAAAUGUUUGUUGCAAUAGUUGAAGGAGACUUUCAUGAGCUUAAGAGACAUAUUGGCACUAGAUGGUUGUCAUUACUACCUUGUAUUGAUACCAUAUUAUUGAAUUGGCAUCCAAUAUGUGAUUAUUUUAAAAGUCUAGAUGAGGAUUGCUCUAUGAUAAUUCAAAAUCUGUUGAUGUUAGGUCAUAAAGAUGUUUUAAUUGAAAUUUACUUACAUUUUGCCAGCCAUAUUUUAAACAUAUUUAACAAAACUAUUAAAUCUCUGGAAGGUAACUCUGUUACAAUAGUAGAUGCUUUUGGUAUAAUGGAUAAUUUGAAAACUGAAUUACUGCAAAGACAGAAAGACAACUAUUAUGGCUGUACAACAAAAAAGAAAUUAAAAACUCUUGAACAAUCAUCACCCGACUUGUUUUGUAAGAUUAACACUAAUUUUUCAUUGUGUAUAGACAAAUGUUUAAGUUAUCUACAAAAAUGGUUUGAUUUUAGUAGUAGCUGUAAUCACUAAAUACAAUAUCUUUAAAAACUAAUGUUGAAUUUAAUUAUUUUGAAAAAAUUAUAGAAGGAAAACUUAAUUUACAAAGACUGAACAUAAACAUGGACAGUUUAUAUUCAGAAGUGAUCAUUUUGAAACAACUCCAAGCCGAAUUGUUUAAUAAUACA
Messenger RNA from Amyelois transitella, 1871 nucleotides. RefSeq lists its product as uncharacterized. The coding region runs from base 208 to 1716 and encodes 502 amino acids. The record is from RefSeq and is a predicted model, not a curated record. The transcript is spliced from 2 exons. Lineage: Eukaryota; Metazoa; Arthropoda; Insecta; Lepidoptera; Pyralidae.